UGUUGUUUUCUAUGCUGCUGCCAGUAACGUGGCUAGUGUGGUUCGAUUUGCUUUAUUUAAGUGCUGUUUAAGUUCAGAGGAGUAUGUCUGCAGAGGUGGCCAUACAGCCCCUGGAGGAUGUUAGCCCCCAAAUGAUGUGCUCCAGUCCCCAACCCAGUCCACAGCCCCGGGCCAAAGUGCUCAGGGAGGACCUCCUAAAGAUCCUGGACCCUUCACGGAAGAAGCUGUCAUCCUUGGAGACGCAGCGCAUUGCAGGGGUGCUGGAAGACUGCAUCGCCAGUGUGGAGACAGUAGCCUUGCUGCCGGCUGUGCUGGCCCGCCUGGGAGUGCUGUCUGUGGGGUUGGAGUUGGAGGGGGCCUUACAGGAGCACCAGCACCUUGGAGAGAGGCUGGGGGGCCUGGGGCAGAAGCUGGUUGAGGGGGAGGCAGGGGAGAGAAUGAGAGCAGAGUUAGAAAGGGCCAUCCCCAGCUCACUGAGGAACGUGCUCAGACUGCUGAGAGCUCAUCCAGCCGCCACCCGAGCCCUGAGGAGUGAGGCAGAGGUAGGGGGGCAGGGGGUGAGUGAAGGGGUGCGAGGGCUGGUAGGGGGGUUGCAGGAGUUACGGGGGGUGCUGUUAGAGAAACUGCUCACGAGCCCGUCCGAGGAACGUCAAAGAACACGCUACAUGCAGGAGGUUUCGCUGCGCCAUGGCAACAACAUGGAGCUGGUUGCUACACUGGAGAUGGAAGUCGCUGCCGCCAUCAAAGACAGAGAUGCUGAGACCUCCAAGAAAAAUGAGGUGAUCAGGAAGUUGAAGAGCUCUCUGCACCAGAUGGAGAAGAUAUCUGAGGACUUUGUGUUGCGGACACAGCAAGAUGCCGACAAGCAGAACCAGUCAGACUCUAAGACCUCACAGGGGAGGCGGGCCCGCAUGCAGCAGGAAGCCAAUCAGCUGAGAGUUCAGCUUAACAACCUGAUUUCUGAGAACCGCGAGGUAGAGACUUCGCUCCGUAAGAAAAAAUAUAAAGUGGAGACAGAAAUAGAGAACUGGAUCCAGAAGUAUGAUGCUGAUAUGGGAGAGAAACAGUUUGAGCUGGAGGACAUGACAAGGGUCUAUGAGGAGGAGAAGGAGGAGCUGAGAGAGCUAGAGGAGGCGUAUGCUGUCCUGGAUCAGGAGUUUAGUCAGAUCCAGGAGGAGCGGCGUUUGGCCGAGGAGAGGAGGGAGGAGGAGCAGAAAGAGCUGGAAAAGAAGAGCCGUGCAUCUACCAUUAUCCAGGCUUACUGGAGGGGCCACCGUGUCCGCAAGGCCAUGAGGGGGAAGGGCAAGAAGGGUAGCAAGGGCAAGAAGGGAAAAGGCAAGAAGGGCAAAUAACAGCCUUGUGGAAAACUCUGCUAGACCAGGACAGUUCAUUAUUCCUGCAUGGUUUUUAUAUUUGUGGGAAAGAAGUGUCAACUCUCCAAAAACACAUCCAUUUUCCUUUUCUCCUUUUGUAUGUUUUCCUUUUAGGUGUCAGAGUUUAUUCCAAUAAAUACUGUGCAACGCA
This is a messenger RNA of Oncorhynchus masou masou (cherry salmon), 1524 nucleotides long. RefSeq names its product IQ motif containing D (gene drc10). Gene Ontology annotation, molecular function: protein binding. Lineage: Eukaryota; Metazoa; Chordata; Actinopteri; Salmoniformes; Salmonidae. The coding region runs from base 84 to 1352 and encodes 422 amino acids. The transcript has 5 exons. The record is from RefSeq and is a predicted model, not a curated record.